AUGGCUCGUCUAAUCUGGAACGUCCAGUAUCCUCGAAGCCACUCUGAAUACAUUGGUCUGCUCGACGAAUUUCGGAGACGACAGACAGCCAGUCUUGAGUCGCCUCUAAAGCAAGACCACAAUCUGCACUUUGUCGGCAGUCCCAACUUCGACUUUCUACCGCACCCUGCAUAUCAAGUGAACCAAACAUCCUACCUCGGACAAGUCCUUGCUCCACUGAAUGAGACGGCGAGAGACGCAUAUGCACCUCAUCAUCGGAGGCGCUAUGUUAUCGAGCUGCGCCUGGACGGAAGAUCCUUACCUGAAUUUGAAGUUAUCCUUCGCCAACCAUUGUCAACCGGACUGGAGAAAUUCGCUCAAGUCUGGAAAGCCGAUGCAAUCUGUCGAGAUGGGACGGUUUUUCCGGUCGUUGCGAAACUAUUCCAAGGAUCUCUGUUUCCCGAGCCACAAUGGCUGGAGUAUGACAACGUGCUGGAUGAAGACUAUCCGCUGCAGGAGGAAGUAUCCCACAGAGAAGCCUGGGCGUAUGAGCGCCUCCGGUCUGCUCGAGGAACGAUCAUUCCAUACUCCUACGGAUUCUACGACGUUCAGUUGCCAUGCGGGAGUGUGGCGUGUACUCAUAUCAUCGAAUAUAUUGACGGAGUCACUCCCGGUACCUACUGUAAGAUGUACGGAGGCCAGGCCAACCAGGAACAGACCCAUAAAUUCAUGACGACGUUGACUAAGUCCGUCUACGCUUUGCACUGCCUAGGCGUGGCCCACUACGACAUCUCAUGGAGGAAUGUCCUCGUGCCCAAGAUACAUCUAGGUAGCGCCGUCAUGUUUGAUUUCGGGCGCGCCAUGAGCUUAAGCUCGGAGGUGGAAUCCCCCGAAGAUUGGAUUGAGCCGUUGUUAAAGGACGGCAAAGGGCUGUAUGGGGUUUUGUCAAUUGUUACCUCCCAACGUCAGAUGGAAGUCUGGGCGGAUGAAGUGCGAGCGGAUCCCGGCACUCUCUGGGCUCGGCCUUUGCGAGAUGCUCGCGAGUUACCAUACGAAGGGCGAGUGGGUCCAGUGUAUCACGACGACCGUCUACGCUAUCUAUGUGAUAUACCAAGCGCCGAACAGUAG
Messenger RNA from Gloeophyllum trabeum ATCC 11539, 1107 nucleotides. RefSeq lists its product as uncharacterized. Bases 1 to 1107 code for a protein of 368 amino acids. Gene Ontology annotation, molecular function: protein kinase activity; ATP binding. The record is from RefSeq and is a predicted model, not a curated record. The transcript has 3 exons. NCBI's taxonomy places the organism in Eukaryota, Fungi, Basidiomycota, Agaricomycetes, Gloeophyllales, Gloeophyllaceae. Gene Ontology annotation, biological process: protein phosphorylation.